GUCAGAAGAAAAAGAUGCUCUACCGGGCGCCUCAGGUCUGCUGAAUUGCGUGAGAUAAGCUGAAAGGACUCAACUUGUCUUUUGAUACUCACAGACUCAAAACAGGAUCCCACGGCAAAAUGCGGGACCAUCUGGAGAGAUUGCAGACCAUUAGUGAAGAACAGGAGGACUACGAUCCAGAGUUUUGUGGACCUGAGUAUGAUGUAGACAAGGUGACUCUGUCCCAGCAGGCAAUUAUAUUUGAGAACUCCUCAGCUAUUGAUGAUGUCCUGAGUGAGGCCCACUCCAUACGCAAGGAGAUUUCCAUGCUUUCCUUGGAGGUGAAGCGUCUGAGUGGACACAAUGACCGUUAUCGCACCUCUACAAGCCGCCUCACACUUUUGAAGAGGGACUCAGACUGCAUCGCCAGAGCGAUCCAGAAACGUGGGGAGUCUCUGCAUGCCCGUCUGGAGGCCCUGGGUAAGGAGAAAAGCCAGUUGGAGGAGAAAGAAGGCACCAGUUCUGCAGUUAGCCGUAUUGCGCGCCUUCAGUAUGACACCCUGAAUCAUGACUUCCGGGCUGCCAUGUGUGCCUACAGUGAGGCUGAGGAGAAGCAGAAAAUUACGUGCAGGAACAGGAUCCAAAGGCAGGCUUCCAUCAUGGGGAAUAACAUCAGUGACAAGCAGCUGGAUGUGUUGGUGGAUAAAGGUGGCGAGGGCUGGACGGAGCUUUCCCAGAGCCUUAACUCACAAAGGUCAUGCCGUUUAGCCCUGUGCGACAUCAGAACCAGACACAAGGAGCUGGUGGACUUAGAGGCAAGGCUGAAGGACAUCCAUGAGCUGUUCCUGCAAAUGGCCAUACUGGUGGAGGAGCAGGGAUCUAUUCUUAAUAACGUUGAAUAUAACGUGUGCAACAGUCAGGAAUAUGUUGAUAAAUUCAACUAUCACAUCAAGCGGGCCGUACAGUAUAAGAGGAAAAACCCUCUUUUGCACUGUUGCCCCUGUCUUCCCUGCUGGAGGAACUAAACUAUUUAGGACUUGGUUGACAGCAUGCAAUUAUGAGUGAUUGAAAAAAAUAUAUGUAAACAUGAUGCCAAACGGAUAUGUAACUGAAAAAUAAUGUGCAAUAUGCUUACUUUUAUGAAUAUGAUAGCCUUUACUAUCAGCUAGUUAUCCCCUGAGAAGCUUUCUGUAUUAUUCUGAAGUGCAAAGCUGAUAAUUGUUUAAAGUUUGGAUUCGCAGGCUUUUAAAAAAUGUAUUUAUGCUAUGUACAUUAUGUUAUGAUCACAGAAUUAGCGUAUAUGUAUAUAAGAUGAGUAAACUCUUUAAAGAAGAAUGUUUAAGUCAAAACUUUCAUUGUAAACUGUUAACUGAUGUCUAAUAAAUGCUGCUGUAAUGAUGUAUUUGGCAAAACUUUAUUACUUGAGCACUGGCUUGAGUCUGUGGGAAAGCAGUUCACAUGUUAAGAAAUUUGUGAGAAUGGGGCGUCAUGAGAAGAAGAUGGAGGGAUGAAAUGAGAAUUUAAAAACUGCAGCUAGAUCGUGCUAAAUUAAAAGCAUUUGUUUGCCCAUGUGCAAGUAUGGUCAGAACCA
This is a messenger RNA of Cololabis saira (Pacific saury), 1570 nucleotides long. Its product is annotated as syntaxin-11-like. Gene Ontology annotation, cellular component: endomembrane system; plasma membrane; SNARE complex. Bases 120 to 1004 code for a protein of 294 amino acids. Lineage: Eukaryota; Metazoa; Chordata; Actinopteri; Beloniformes; Belonidae. The record is from RefSeq and is a predicted model, not a curated record. Gene Ontology annotation, molecular function: SNARE binding; SNAP receptor activity. The transcript is spliced from 2 exons. Gene Ontology annotation, biological process: exocytosis; intracellular protein transport; synaptic vesicle fusion to presynaptic active zone membrane.